Cylindrotheca closterium is the source of this 759-nucleotide messenger RNA. The record is from the annotation of a GenBank genome assembly. Lineage: Eukaryota; Bacillariophyta; Bacillariophyceae; Bacillariales; Bacillariaceae.
AUGAAGUCACUUGUAUUGCUUAGCGUUGCCCUUCUUCUUUCUCCUGCGGUUUCCUUUCAAAAUCUCGUCCAGGGGGUCAGAGCUGCAGCUGCACCGAAAUCUAGUGCAGUCGAUCUAGAGGAAGCUCUCCUUCAAGAGAUCAAGGCACUUGGAGACUCGAGAUUAGCGAAUUCUGCAACAGUACAACAGCGAAUAUUAGAACUUGAAAAUAGUUGUCUAGGUAUCCAACGACCUGCAAUCAGCGACUCUGUUUACGGGAGAUGGAGGCUCCUUCAUACUGACAAUGCUAAUACGGCAAGUCCGAUUCAACGAAAGGCUGUCGAUUCGAGUGCAUUCCCAAUCUAUCAAGAUAUCAUUUUCAACAAUAAAGGUCAGCUACUGGUCAGUCAGGUUGUAAAGUUCAAUAAUAACUCGGAGCUAAAAGUAGAUGCUCUGGCUUCGACAUCGGCUUAUCCAUUGCAAGAGCUGACAGAACGAAAAGGCGACGGGAAAAUUCUGGGAUUGAAUCUUCUUGGUGUUUCCAAGGUAGGGAGCGACGCCGAGGAAGAUUCUGAACGCCCUGAUUCUCGUAUAAAUUUUGUCUUUGAUGAAGGAAAAUUUGAUUUUGAAAAUGGCUUUUCGAUUCCAUACCCUGUUCCUUUCCGGUUGCCAUUCCUUCGAGAUGCUGUGAAAGGAUGGAUCGACGUCACCUAUUUGAGUGAACGAGUAAGAAUCUCAAGAGGCAACAAGGGAACCACUUUCGUCUUGGUAAAGGAGUAG